AUGUCUACUUCUGAGGCAGAACUACAAGAGAGUGUACCCACCAAUCUUCCCGAAGCCCCUGAUGGAGGAAUACGAGCAUGGCUCGUCAUAGCCGGGGCACUCUGCGUUUUCUUUUCGGCUAUAGGUUUCUCCAAUGCAUUUGGAGUCUUUGAGGAGUACUAUUUGUCACAUCAGCUCAUUGAACAAUCACCAGAGAAAGUGCUUCGACCAGCUGCGGUUCUAUUCGUAUUCUCCAUUAUGAUGACGAGCUUAUGCCAGGAGUAUUGGCAGUUUAUGCUUGCCCAAGGCGUCUUUAUGGGCACUGUUACUGGUUUCCUGCAAUUCCCAGCCAUGGCAGCAUUGUCUCAGUUCUUCAAUAAAAGGCGAGCAGUUGCCAUGGGAAUCGCAGUCGCUGGUUCGUCUCUUGGCGGAAUCGCUUUCCCUAUGGCCCUGUCCAAGAUGCUCUACGGCACUUCUCUCGACUUUGGCUGGUCGGUGCGGAUUAUUGGAUUCGCUACCAUUCCUCCCCUCGGGUUUGCAUGUUUCGCUAUCACAUCUCGCCUACCGCCAAGGGCGGCUGCCUUCUUCAUCUGGGGGGCCUUUAAGGAACCAAAGUUCAUUCUUUUGACAGUUGCACUAUUUUUUAUGUUUCUCGGGGCAUUCGUGCCCCUGUUCUACAUACCGACGUACGCGGUCUCUAGAGGCAUGAGUAAAACCACCGCUUCCUAUCUUCUCGCCUUCGCAAAUGCGGCUUCUGUAGUUGGUCGUGUCAUCCUGGGCAUGCUAGCCGACAGAUUCGGGCGACUGAACAUGUUCGCGGCCGGGGGAUUUAUUACCAGCCUUGUUAUAUUCUUUUGGAACAUGGCUGAAUCGACCCCAGCACUAAUAGCAUGCUCUGUUGGUAUCGGGUUUACCACCGGAACCGUCAUUUCGGGUGGCUCAGCAGCUUUCACGGAAGUCCCCAAGGAUCCCCGAGACUUGGGUACAUACAUAGGUAUGGGUAUGGGCCUCAGCUCUAUCGCCACCCUGAUAGGUCCCCCGAUAAACGGAGUAUUCGUGAGCAAAUAG
This is a messenger RNA of Daldinia caldariorum, 1047 nucleotides long. Its product is annotated as MFS general substrate transporter. The record is from RefSeq and is a predicted model, not a curated record. The transcript is spliced from 2 exons. Gene Ontology annotation, cellular component: fungal-type vacuole membrane. Gene Ontology annotation, biological process: transmembrane transport. Gene Ontology annotation, molecular function: transmembrane transporter activity. Lineage: Eukaryota; Fungi; Ascomycota; Sordariomycetes; Xylariales; Hypoxylaceae. The coding region runs from base 1 to 1047 and encodes 348 amino acids.